AUGGCUGGUGUUAAGAUUAGCGAGGUACAAAAUAAUGGCGUUGUGGAAGAGAAGCUGGUAACUCUUGACUCGACCACUCCUACUGAUUCUACCUCUAAAUACGACCAUUAUACGUUCCCAACCACGAAUUCCGAGUCAGGGGAGGGGCACCCAGGUCAUACAACCCCCGAACAAGACGCGAAGGUCUUGGAGCUGCGGAAUGGUUUGGAAAAAGAAGGAUAUACCGAGAGGCUGGAUACCCUCAGCAUGCUUCGAUUCUUGAGGGCUCGGAAGUUUGACGUCAACUUAGCCAAGGCCAUGUUUGUCGAGUGCGAGAACUGGCGGAAGGAGUUCAAGGUUGACGAGAUUGUCAAGGACUUUGUCUACACCGAGAAGCCCGAAGUCUUCAAAUACUACCCCCAAUACUACCACAAGACCGACAAAGACGGCCGUCCAGUCUACAUCGAGCAAUUGGGAAAGAUUGACCUCACUGCAAUGUAUAAGAUCACUACUGCGGAGCGUAUGCUUGAAAAUCUUGUGCUGGAAUAUGAACGUCUAGCCGACCCUCGUUUGCCCGCCUGCUCCCGCAAAGCAGGAAAACUCCUUGAGACCUGUUGCACCGUAAUGGACCUCAAGGGGGUUGGUAUCACAAGCAUCAGCUCUGUUUAUAAUUAUGUCAAGUCUGCUUCCGCAAUUUCCCAGAACUACUAUCCAGAGAGACUCGGUAGACUUUAUCUCAUUAAUGCCCCAUGGGGAUUUUCCGGGGCAUUCAAAGUCAUCAAGGCCUUUUUGGACCCAGUUACCGUGGGAAAAAUCCAUAUAUUGGGCUCUGGCUACCAACCUGAGCUUCUAAAGCAGAUUCCGAGUGAGAAUCUUCCCACGCAGUUCGGUGGUACAUGCAGCUGUUCUGGUGGUUGCGAGCUUAGCGAUGCUGGGCCGUGGCAGGAAAAACAGUACUUGGGUUCUGAGAAAUAG
Messenger RNA from Tuber melanosporum (Perigord truffle), 954 nucleotides. RefSeq lists its product as uncharacterized. The coding region runs from base 1 to 954 and encodes 317 amino acids. NCBI's taxonomy places the organism in Eukaryota, Fungi, Ascomycota, Pezizomycetes, Pezizales, Tuberaceae. The record is from RefSeq and is a predicted model, not a curated record. The transcript is spliced from 4 exons.